ACCGGACGCCUGGCCCUGUUGCAUAUCAAUCUCCGUGAAGUGCCCCUUGAUGAGGACGUCCAGUUCGAGAAGAUUGCCGAACAGCUGGAUGGCUAUUCGGGUGCAGAUAUUACCAACGUCUGCAGAAAUCAUGUGGGAGAUGGGCCAAUGCGCAAUUCUUUCUGCCCCCUGAAAAAAGGACCCGUAAUGGUGCCGAUUGAUAUUACCUGCGCUCUCAUGGAUCACUGGCGGACUUUUGAAUCUGAACCGCCAUUUUUCUCUUUGCAUUGA
Dibothriocephalus latus is the source of this 270-nucleotide messenger RNA. NCBI's taxonomy places the organism in Eukaryota, Metazoa, Platyhelminthes, Cestoda, Diphyllobothriidea, Diphyllobothriidae. The record is from the annotation of a GenBank genome assembly.